Lycium ferocissimum is the source of this 1580-nucleotide messenger RNA. RefSeq names its product tRNase Z TRZ2, chloroplastic. The record is from RefSeq and is a predicted model, not a curated record. Bases 235 to 1320 code for a protein of 361 amino acids. NCBI's taxonomy places the organism in Eukaryota, Viridiplantae, Streptophyta, Magnoliopsida, Solanales, Solanaceae. The transcript is spliced from 9 exons.
CUCGUCCAUUUUAAAAACCUUAUCCCUCCUCUCUCUCACUCUCUCUCUCUCUAACAUUUUCACGGAGAAAUUUGACGGCCGGUGUUAAAGCUUUUUGUGCAAAUUCUAUUUCAGCUUCUCUUCAUAUAAUAAAUUUAUUUAAGGGGUCUUAAUCCAAAUACUGAAGCGCAAAAAAACCAUAUAGACCCUUUUUUCCUGCUCAGAUUACAUCUGUAUGUGUUCUUUUAUUCAAAUAUGCAAAUCUCACUAGCCACUACAAUCCCGAAAGUACCUUCAUUCUGCACAUAUUACCAUUCCUCCUCGAACCAAACUCAAAACAAUGUACAAAAACCAAGCCAUAGUCUCUCAGCGCAAACACGCGUCAGUCUUCCAGCUCCAUGUGCUGUCAAAAGCUCCUCUACUGGUUUCUUGUCUGCCAUUGAGCGAGCAAUAGAGGAAGAAGAGUAUAGAAAAGCCAGGGCUGAGGUAAACCGAAAAGGGUUAAACGUUGAAGGUUAUUCAAUUGAAGGACACUCGAUUGGUGGCCACGAGACCUGUGUUAUUGUGCCACAACUAAAGGUUGCUUUUGAUAUUGGGAGAUGUCCUUCAAGGGCUGUUCAUCAAAACUUCUUGUUUAUCACUCACGCUCAUCUUGACCACAUUGGUGGACUUCCUAUGUAUGUUGCCACUCGUGGCUUGUACGGUUUGAAGCCUCCGACUGUCUUCGUACCUCCUUCCAUAAAAGAGGAUGUAGAGAAGUUGCUCGAUGUUCAUAGAUCUAUGAGUCAGGUGGAGUUAAACUUGGAGAUGAUAGCUUUAGAUGUAGGGGAAACAUAUGAAAUGCGGAAUGACCUUGUAGUAAGACCAUUUAGAACUCACCAUGUUAUUCCGAGCCAGGGCUAUGUGAUAUACUCGGUCAGAAAGAAGCUGAAGAAGCAAUACAUUCAUCUAGAGGGGAAAAAAAUUGAGAAAUUGAAGAAAUCGGGUGUUCAGAUAACAGAUAGCGUGUUGUGUCCAGAAGUAGCUUUCACAGGAGAUACAGCAUCGGAUUUUUAUCUUGAUCCUCGCAGUGCUGAUGCUUUGCGGGCAAAAGUUCUUAUAACUGAGGCAACUUUCUUGGAUGACAACUGCAGCGUCGAGCAUGCACGAGAGCACGGUCAUACCCAUAUAUACGAGAUAAUGGAGCAUGCAAAAUGGAUACGGAACAAAACGCUCGUUUUAACCCAUUUUUCACCACGCUACAAUAUUGAGGAGAUUCGUCAAGGUAUAUCAAAGUUGAAACCACAGGUAUCAGCUAAUGUGGUUGCCUUAACUGAGGGCUUCAAAUCAAUGCACUCGUAGUCAUUCUUUUGUAAGAAAGCUUACAUAUGAGUACCUAGUUAGUGGAACUAUGUAUUUUUUAGUUUUACUUCCAAAGUGUAGUUAUAGGUGGAAUUUCACACAUUUGGAAUUGUUAGGAAAAGUUUUUUGUGGCUAGUUGUGAGAAGUAAAGGGUAAGUCAUGCUCUUUUACUUUGUACAAAGUUUUCAUAUGCAUUCUCUAUGAUGUACCAAUUGUUAGAAACUGCUUUUAGAGGGAAUUGAGUUCUUUAUUUUUAACAA